CGUUGGGCCCGACUCGUUAGCUUCCCAAAUAUUACACCCAGAGAACCACCGAGAGAGAGAGAGAGAGAGAGAGAGAGGGAGAAGAAGAAGAGUCUCAUCUGAGUCUCUCGUUGUGGACUCAUCUCCGCAGGUUUCAGGUUAAAUAUGGAUUCCAACAGGCGUCAAGGUGGAAUUCAACAGUUGUUGGCUGCUGAGCAAGAAGCUCAGCACAUCGUUAAUGCAGCUAGGAAUGCAAAAAUGGCGCGAUUAAAGCAGGCAAAAGACGAGGCAGACAAGGAGGUUGCAGAAUUUCGUGCGAAAAUGGAAGCUGAGUUCCAGAAGAAGGUUGCGCAGAGUGCCGGGGACUCUGGAUCAAAUGUCAAGCGGCUCGAACAAGAAACAGAAGCUAAGAUCGAUCGUCUUAAGUCUGAAGCCGGGAAGAUAUCACAUGAGGUUGCCCAUAUGCUUCUGAGGCAUGUUACUUCCGUUAAAGUCUAGGUUUCAUCGUGUUUGUCGUUCUUUAUUCGGACGGAAACAUGUUAAAAACCGAUCAUUUGGUCUAUUCAAUCCGAACCGAACUUAUGGAGAAUGUGUACCUUCAAUAAGCCAAGUCAAUCCUUGUUCAUGAGGAUGUUGUUUUGUUUAAUUUGCAUGUUUGAAUCAUUGUUCUUAUGAGUUGUACAUUCAUCUCC
This is a messenger RNA of Dioscorea cayenensis subsp. rotundata (Guinea yam), 671 nucleotides long. Its product is annotated as V-type proton ATPase subunit G. Gene Ontology annotation, cellular component: vacuolar proton-transporting V-type ATPase complex. The transcript has 4 exons. The coding region runs from base 145 to 477 and encodes 110 amino acids. NCBI's taxonomy places the organism in Eukaryota, Viridiplantae, Streptophyta, Magnoliopsida, Dioscoreales, Dioscoreaceae. The record is from RefSeq and is a predicted model, not a curated record. Gene Ontology annotation, biological process: proton transmembrane transport. Gene Ontology annotation, molecular function: proton-transporting ATPase activity, rotational mechanism.